AUGGCUGAAUCUGCAUUGACGACGCUUGCUUCCGUGGUCAUCUUGGGUGCCGUUGGAUAUGGCUACACAAGGUAUUACAAGCAUAUGGUGCUACAGAAGAUGGAGAACGCGUUCAAACCUGGCGAUCCGAUUUUGGAUCUAGCAGCUACCGCCAAACAAGGCUCCGCGACUGGUGGUACUAUCCUGGUCGACGAAGACAAGAAUAGAGAGCAUUGGGUCCUGCGUGAGGAGCAAGCGCUGAUCGAUGCGAUCAUUUCUGGGAAGUCACGUGGCCAGUACCACCUGUUGGUCGGCGAGAAGGGGACCGGAAAGUCGAGCAUGCUUAUUGAUGCCAUGGCUAAAGUGGAUGGCGAGGGCUGCGCGAUGUUUGACGCACAUGCGAAUCCCGAGAUCUUCCGCAUACGACUGGGUAAAGCUUUGGAUUUCGAGUUCCACGAGGACAAUAUUGGUUCGCUCUUUUCGAUCCGAGGACCGCGAGAUGCUGGAGCUAUUUUGGAUGUUGAGCGGGCGUUGAAUAAGCUCGAAAAGAUUGCCUUGAAGCGUCGCGAGCAGCUUGGACGACCUGUCAUUCUCAUCCUCAACUCGAUGCAUCUCCUCAGAGACGAUGAAGCCGGGAAAGAUCUCCUGGAGCUCAUCCAACAGCGAGCGGAAAUGUGGGCGGCCAGUAAUCUGGCGACGAUUGUGUUCAACUCCGACGAUUACUGGAUAUACGAACGACUCAAGCAAUACGCCACAAGAAUGAACGUGAUCCGAAUCUUGGAUCUUAACAAGUCAAAGUCGAUCGCGGCGCUCCAAAACUAUCGCUUGAAGUAUAAGAACGACUCGCCGUCGAUGGAAAUUCUGGAACAGGUCUAUGACAAAGUUGGAGGCCGCAUGUCAUACUUGAAUAAGGUCGCCAAGUCGAAUGACAUGCUUCGCACUGCAGACGAUAUCUGCCGAUCAGAAAAGACUUGGUUCCUCAAUCAAUGUUGGAUUCUCGGCGAAGAAAUGGACGAUGAUGUGAUGGACCAGCAGAAGUACGCGAGUGCUGCCAUGGUAUUGGCCAAGGCAUUGGUCGACUUGGAGAAGGAGAUGGACAAGACCUAUGAUUCGGACCAUGGCCAUAUUCUUCCUGAGAUACCACUUCACAAAGCACGGCAAAUUAUGACGCGAGCCGACUUUAUUCAGAGCUACGAUGCGAUCAACCUCUUUGCGAUCGACAGCAAUGCUAAAGUAAGAGCAGACUCAGUCCCGAUGAUGAACGCCUUCCGUGAGAUCUGUGCCGAAGAGGGCUUCGACGAGUACCUGGAAGCCACGCUCGACCGAAUCAGCGCUAUCGAGUCACUCGGCCGUACAAGAGAGCUGACGAUCAAAGAUCUAUGGCAUGGCGGCAAGUAUCGGGUGAAGACCGAGGGUUGGAAAGGCCAAGCGACAGGUGGACUCACAUUUGAAGUUGAAAAGCCGCCGGAAGAGGAGGAUAAAGACGAUGCUUGA
Messenger RNA from Zymoseptoria tritici IPO323, 1473 nucleotides. RefSeq lists its product as uncharacterized. The record is from RefSeq and is a predicted model, not a curated record. The coding region runs from base 1 to 1473 and encodes 490 amino acids. The transcript has 2 exons. Lineage: Eukaryota; Fungi; Ascomycota; Dothideomycetes; Mycosphaerellales; Mycosphaerellaceae.